CAUAAAACAUUGGAAUAGGAAGACGACAUGUCAGCAAACUAAUGUUUAGAUGAUGUUGUAAGAAAAUAGUUUUACCAGAAGCUCGAAAAUCGACUAAUUAAGUUAAGUGGGUCUGUAUACACUGCACAAAUUUGUUCAUGUUCAUUGGACAAAUUCGUAAGUUGCUUUCUAUUCCAGAGUUUUAUGGUUCUUACUGUAAUCAUUGUAUUUGAUAUGUCGUUGAUGCAAAGAAAAUUUACAAAUAUUUUAUUUUCAGAUUUCAGUUCCAGAAUGCCGACUUUUAAAAUCAAGGUAAAAUGGGGAAAGGAGGUUUUUCAAGAUGUGGAAGUAAAUACAGACGAAGAACCAAUGGUUUUUAAGGCACAGCUUUAUGCAUUGACUGGGGUACAGCCAGAGAGACAAAAGGUUAUGCUCAAGGGUGCUAUGUUGGAUAACAGUGGUUGGGGUAAAGUAGUUCUACGAGAUAAUGCAAUGGUUCUAAUGAUGGGAACCAAAGAUGAAGAUAUGCCGACUAAGCCUGUAGAAGCAACCAAGUUUAUCGAGGAUAUGGAUGAAAGAGAAUUAAGCAAGGCUAUGGAUAUGCCUGCUGGACUUCAGAAUCUUGGAAAUACUUGUUACAUGAACGCGGUUAUACAGUGCCUUAAGAGUGUACCUGAGCUGCGUGGAUCUCUAUCCAGCUACCAUGGCAGGGUCAAUCUACAGCAGGGGUCAGAUGCUGAAAGUAUCACUGCAGCCCUCAGGGAUCUGUAUAAAACUAUGGAUACAGGGGCGACUAUUCCUCCGAUUAUUAUGCUUCAAGUUCUUCAUUCUGCUUUUCCAGCGUUUGCAGAGCGAGGUGAACAAGGUGGAUAUCAGCAGCAAGAUGCUAACGAGUGCUGGAUGGAGCUCAUGAAGAUGCUGCAACAGAAGACUAAGGCUGUCGAUAAUAGCAAAGCUGCGAAUGCUGUUGAACAGUUCUUUGGAAUAGAAUGUCAGUCUCAGCUCAAGUGUGUAGAGUCUGAAUCUGAAGAGCCAAGUUUUGAGGUUGAGAAAUUCCUUCAGUUUUCCUGUUAUAUUGACAAGGAUGUGAAAUAUCUCUAUACUGGACUCAAAAACAGGCUUCAGGAGAACCUGCAGAAGCACUCUGUUAGCUUAGACAGGAACGCGGAAUUCUUGAAAACCUUGUCCAUCACUAGGCUUCCAGGAUACCUUACUAUACAAAUGGUCCGGUUUCACUUCAAGCAGAAGGAGGGUGUGAACGCCAAGGUGUUGAAGGACGUCAAGUUCCCCGUCAUGCUCGACAUGUUCGAUAUGUGUAACAAGAACCUGCAAGAUAGACUUGUACCAAUGAGAACAAAGUUCAAAGAGUACGAGGAUUGGCUGGUAGAGCACGGAUCUAAGGAUAAGGGGAAAACAGCAGCUUUAAAACAAGAAAAGCUCUCUCAGGACUUGACCGAAGCCGAGGUUGAGGAUUGGUGGUUUGAGGACGAUAAAGGAUCAAAUAACUCUGGAUACUACAGUCUUCAAGCAGUUCUCACCCAUAAAGGACGGAGUUCAAACUCCGGACAUUAUGUUGGGUAAGAUUUGAAUACGUUGAAG
This is a messenger RNA of Eurytemora carolleeae, 1578 nucleotides long. RefSeq names its product ubiquitin carboxyl-terminal hydrolase 14 (gene Usp14). Lineage: Eukaryota; Metazoa; Arthropoda; Copepoda; Calanoida; Temoridae. Gene Ontology annotation, molecular function: protein binding; proteasome binding; cysteine-type deubiquitinase activity. The coding region runs from base 184 to 1560 and encodes 458 amino acids. The record is from RefSeq and is a predicted model, not a curated record. Gene Ontology annotation, biological process: protein deubiquitination; proteasome-mediated ubiquitin-dependent protein catabolic process; regulation of proteasomal protein catabolic process. The transcript is spliced from 15 exons.